CAAGAACAUAGGCACGAAGAGGUUAGACGGCACACAUACUCCGGACAUGAUGAGGGUGAACGGAAGGUGCAGGCUCCACCGAUGGAGAUCUGGUCAUUCUGGGGUAUUGAUCAGUGGAUCAGCGGACGAGAUGGCGUAGAGGCGAAGGUAUAAGUAUCCCCAUUGCUCUAACCAACGCUGGUCGCGAUUCUGGACUCUGUAAGCCUCCCCUCAUCGGAACCUGUUAUAUCUUCGAGUUUUUUUUUUGAAGCUUCUUCAUAAUGUCUUUCGAUACGGAAGUUCUCAUCAUAGGUGCGGGCAUGAGCGGCCUGGGCCUCGCUGUCCAAAUCAUUCGCAAGUACGGGCUUCGUAACUUCGAGCUCAUUGAAAAGAGUGAAGAUGUCGGUGGCACUUGGCUGGCAAACACAUAUCCAGGCUGUGGAUGCGAUGUUGCCUCGCACUUCUACUCCUACAGCUUCGCGUUAAAUCCAGACUGGUCUCGAAGAUACUCCAUGCGUCCGGAAAUCCAGGCCUACUUUCGCUCCGUGGCCGAGCAGUACAAGAUCGUGGAUCACGUCCGCUUCCAUUCCAUAGUGGAGAAAGCAGCGUGGAACGAUCUCGACAACGUUUGGGAGGCUACCAUCUUGAACCUUCAGACUAAAGAACGGACAACGCGUCGAGCGAAGAUACUUGUCUCGGGUGUGGGCUCACUCUCAGUGCCAAAGAAGUGCGAUCUUCCCGGAGUAGAUACGUACCAGGGCAAAUUGUUUCACUCUGCACAAUGGGACCAUAGUUUCGACUGGGAGGACAAAGACGUCGUCGUACUUGGAAACGGCUGUUCAGCAACUCAAUUCGUCCCUAUCAUGGCGAACGAGCCCAACCCCGUGCGCAAACUCACACAGUUUGGACGACAAGCGCAAUACCUUGCAGAACGCCAGAACCCCUACUAUUCAGAUACUUUCAAAGCCGUAAUGCGCUACGUACCACUAGCAAUGCGCCUCUACCGUGCAAAAUUCUAUUACGACAUGGAGCGCGACUGGAGUGGGUUUGACAUUGAGACCGGGCGCAGUAUUCGCCAAAACCUGGCCAAGGAGAAUGAAGCAUACGUAAAGAGCAUGGCGCCACCCAAGUAUUGGAGCGCGCUCAUCCCAAAGACCGAAAUUGGGUGCAAGCGGAAAGUAUUGGACACGGACUAUCUGAAGACCCUAUGGAGAGAUAAUAUUGAGCUGGUUGCCAACGAUCCGGUGGAAAGAAUCACCGAUGACGGCGUGGUCACAAAGAGCGGUCGCGAGGUGAAAGCGGAUGCGAUCGUGCUUGCGACCGGCUUCGCAACACAGCAGAUGCUUUGUCCGAUGGAGAUCGCAGGGCGUGACGGACUGCGCUUGAACGAAUACUGGGACAAGACCUCACAAGGCGUCGCACAAGCUUACUUCGGUACGGUGGUCCCACAAUUCCCGAACUUCUUCAUCCUCAUGGGGCCCAAUACCGUCACCGGCCAUCUCAGCGUCAUCUACACUGUCGAAUGCCAGAUCAAUUUCACCCUGCGUCUACUUGAGCCCAUCUUCAAGUCGCUGCCGUCCUAUCGAUCUCGAUCGUUCAUUCCUCAAAUGCUUUCACCCCCACCAGCGACCGUGGAGGUCAAGCCGGAAGCUGCGGUCGCAGACUCGCAAUGGACACAACAAGCAGCAAGCAAGCUGGUGUGGAAUUCUGGGUGCGUCAAUUGGGCUGUAGAUCCCAAGACAGGUCUGAACAAUAUGAUGUAUCCUGACUGGCAAUUCCUCUAUUGGCUCAGGAGUAUCUUUUGGAAAAAGAAUGACUUUGUCUAUCGGAACGAAAAGACGGGCGAAGAGUUUCGACCGGGUACCACCAAGACUAUACUCUGGCUGGCUACUGCAGGAGUACUUGCUGGCAGCGCCUUCUUCGGACGGGAUUGGAUCCAAGAUGAACUGCCUCGCCGGCUAAGGAAUCUCGAUGCGAGAACAUUGGUGCAAAACUUGAAAGCCUGAAGAAUGACCAGACGAGGGGGUGAGUCAGCGCAUGCCUGGAUGGGAUGUCAGUAUCAUCAUCUAGGUCACCCACACCUUCAGGCAACAACAUCGUCCGACCGAGGCAAGUAGGAUGCUCAUGAGACGGAAUAGAUGAUUUUGCUUAUACCGAUGGUACUAAAUCGUGCGACUCGUCCUUCGCUACGGAGCGUUCCGCCGCCAUCAAUGACGUCGCGACACAAAAUAGUCAUCUCUCCAGCAACAAGCAACACUGCUCGCGAUCCCGUGAUCGCAGCCUUCAAGGCCUCCUCCAAGUCGCCUCAAUAAGUUUCA
This is a messenger RNA of Alternaria rosae, 2297 nucleotides long. RefSeq lists its product as uncharacterized. The record is from RefSeq and is a predicted model, not a curated record. Bases 261 to 1985 code for a protein of 574 amino acids. Gene Ontology annotation, molecular function: NADP binding; N,N-dimethylaniline monooxygenase activity; flavin adenine dinucleotide binding. The transcript is spliced from 5 exons. NCBI's taxonomy places the organism in Eukaryota, Fungi, Ascomycota, Dothideomycetes, Pleosporales, Pleosporaceae.